Molecule: messenger RNA, 1251 nt
Organism: Sclerotinia trifoliorum
Lineage: Eukaryota; Fungi; Ascomycota; Leotiomycetes; Helotiales; Sclerotiniaceae
Source: the annotation of a GenBank genome assembly
CUCUCCAAAACACACAUCCUCUUCAUCCUCCUAAAUUCUUUCUUGGGCGGCACCAUACUUUAUUUCCAAACUUACAAUCACACAAGUCAACAUCCAAUUGGCUUUCAGAAUGUUUACCCUUCAACGUUUUGUAGUCUCUGCACUACUUAUCUUAACCGUUACCCUUCUCUUCUUUGCCCAAACGGCUGAAGCUGUCAAAGGACCAAAGAUCACCCACAAGGUCUACUUCGAUAUCAGCCACGGCGAUGAACCUAUGGGUCGUGUUGUUCUAGGUCUCUACGGCAAGACUGUCCCCAAGACCGCUGAGAACUUCAGAGCUUUGGCGACUGGCGAGAAGGGUUUCGGAUACCAGGACUCUACCUUCCACCGUGUUAUCAAGGGCUUUAUGAUCCAAGGUGGUGAUUUCACAAAGGGUGAUGGCACUGGAGGCAAAUCAAGUAGGUUAUAAGUCUGCGAGUGAUGUGCGGGGUGCUAACAAUGGACAGUCUACGGAGCUAAGUUCCCAGAUGAGAACUUCAAGUUGAAGCACUCCAAGAAAGGUCUUCUCAGCAUGGCCAACGCCGGACAAGACACCAAUGGCUCCCAAUUCUUCAUUACCACAUCUACUCCAUCGUAAGUCCAUGCAUUCUAUUCUCUUUUGUAAGAAUUGCACAGUCUAACUUUUUUGUAGUCACCUUGAUGGUAGACACGUCGUCUUUGGCGAAGUCUUGGAGGGCUACGAGAUUAUCGAAGCCAUCGAGAACGUAAAGAAGGGAGCAUCAGACAGACCGGUUGAGGCCGUCAAGAUCACCGAGAGUGGGGAAUUACCAGUACCAGAAGAAGGUAUCCACGUGGAACUCUAGAGUAGACUCCUUCCGCGGAAAUGCUGCGAGUGUCAUUGGGAGGACUUACUGAUUCGUCUGUCUUACGUGCUGCAGAUGAAUACGGUACUGCCGAGUUUCAACACGGUAUGGAGGAGGUCGAAGUUCCACUUACUCCGAUCGAUGCUUCUACUCCUGAUGCUGCCACCGCAGUCAUCCCACUUAUCCCAGUUGUCGGUACCCCAAAAACAGAGACAGAGGAAUUUGGUUAUGCCGAUGAGGCAGGUUACACUCUCAUGCAGAAGGGCUUAUUUUUGGUUGUCAUCCUAGGAUGUGUGGCCUUUUAUGUACGAAUGAACAGGAGAAGCAAGAAAUUUGAAAAGUCAAUAGUCUAGUCACAUAGCUUUCCUUUCAAGGUCAAUCUUUAUCUCCCUUACUUGCUCUCAUCAUA